Molecule: messenger RNA, 3294 nt
Organism: Mobula hypostoma (lesser devil ray)
Lineage: Eukaryota; Metazoa; Chordata; Chondrichthyes; Myliobatiformes; Myliobatidae
Product: solute carrier family 22 member 6-A-like
Exons: 10
Coding region: 1577-3250 (557 amino acids)
Biological process (GO): transmembrane transport
Cellular component (GO): membrane
Molecular function (GO): transmembrane transporter activity
Source: RefSeq, a predicted model, not a curated record
GACAGAAUUCUCUGUCACAAGGAUACAGCCUCCCAAAGGCUGUGUUGCCUGCCUGGUGCCCAGAUUCGGGACAUCUUAUCUGACCUGCAGAGGAAUUUGCAGUAGGAGUGGAAAUAUCCAGUUGUGGUGGUCCAAGCAGGUACCAACGACAUAGGUAAAAUGAGGAAAGGGGUUCUGCUGAGGGAAUUUGAGCAGCUCGGGGCUAAAUUAAAAUGUAGAACAAAAAACGUGAUAAUCUCUGGAUUACUACCUGAGCCACGUGCAAAUUGGCAUAGGGUCAAGAAGAUUAGAGAGUUUGAUGCAUGGCUCAAGGAUUGAUAUGGGUGAAGUGGGUUUGAAUUCAUGGGAAAUUGGCACCAGUAUUGGUAAAACAGGGAACUAAUAUAAGCAAUAUCAGUAGGAAUCAGCUAUCUGGCCCGUCGAGCCUGCUCCGCAAUUCAAUAAGAUCAUAGCUGAUCAGACCAGGGACUCACCUCCACCUAUCUGCCUUUUCCCCAUAAGCCUUAAUUCCCCUACUAUGCAAAAAUCUAUCCAACCUUCUCUAAAAAUAUAUUUACUGAAGUAGCCUCCACUGCUACAUUGGGCAGAGAAUUCCACAGAUUCACCACUCUCUGGGAAAAGCAGUUCCUCCUCAUCUCCGACUGAAAUCUACUAUUGAUCUCCUGAGAUCCACAAGAAAAAUGCUGGAGGAACUCAACAUCCAGGCAUCAUCUAUACAAAAGAGUACAGUCAAUGUUUUGGUUCCAGUAGCAUUUUUUGUUAGUUGCUUGGGUUUCCAGCAUCCGUAGAUUUUCUCUUUAUUUUGAUCUCUUGGGAUUUUCACGCACCACAAUAGUCUCCAGAGUUUAUAGAGAAUGGUGUGAAAAACAAAAAAAAUCCAGUGGGUGGCAGUUCUGUGGGUGAAAACGACUUAUUAAUGAGAGAGGUCAGAGGAGAAUGGCCAGACUGGUUCAAACUGACAGGAAGGUGACAGUAACUCAAAUGACCACACGUUACAGCAGUGGUGUGUAGGAGAGUAUCUCUGAACACACAACACAUCAAAUCAUGGAAAUGAAUGGGCUACAGCAGCAGAAGACCACAGACAUACACUCAGUGUCCACUUUAUUAGGGUUAAGAGGUUCCUAAUAAAGUGGCCACUGAGUGUGACUGUGAUCUCUCAAACGGCAGGGUAAAUUCUAUCACCCUAUGCUCUCAACAGCUCCUUUAAAUUCUUCUUCUGGCAUUUUACACCUUCCUUUCCAGUCCUGAUGAAGGAUCUCUGCCCGACAUGUUGACACAGAUGCUGCCUGACUUGCUGAGUUCCUCCAGCAUUUUAUGUGUGUUGCUCUGGAUUUUCAGCAUCUGCAGAAUCUCCUGUGUUUACAAUUCCUUUACCCUGUGCUCGCAAGAACAUGAUUUCACAAUAACAGUGGUCAUUAAACUUACAUUAACGGUUCAGAAUGAUUAAUUAAAUCUUGUUAUCAACUUGUUAAACAUUACCAGACAUCACAUACAAAAGGCUGAGUGUGGGUUUAGGCAUCGAUUGCCAGCACAGUCUGCCUCAGUACACCUGGUCUGCCCUCCUCCUGCUCAGACUAUGGCUUUUGGGGACCUCCUGGAGAUGACUGUAGGCUUUGGGAAGUUCCAAGCCAUCAACAUUGCCCUACUCUCAAUUUCGUCCUCGUUCAUAGCCUGCAACAAUCUGCUCCAGAACUUCGUGGCCGCCGUCCCCGACCACUGGUGCAAGAUGCAACAGGGAAGCGAGAGCUCGAGGUACCUCAAUGUGACGGAGGAGUUUCUCCGCGUGUUCCUGCCCAUGGACCGGGAAGGGAGGCCGGACAAGUGCCGCAUGUACGCCUCCCAGCAGUGGCAUCUCCUGGGCACCAACGAGACACAGGGCAACGGGAGCCAACCUGACACACAGGCAUGCACCGAUGGGUGGGUGUACGACCACUCCCAGUUCACGUCGACAAUCGUGACAGAGUGGGACCUCGUGUGUGAUCGGAAGUCUCUGAAGCGGAUGGUGCAGUCCAUCUACAUGGCCGGACUACUGAUCGGAGCCAGUGUCCUGGGCAGACUGGCCGACAAGUAUGGCCGCCGAACCCUGCUGCUAUGGUCGCACUUCGUGGUUGCUGUUUCGGGGACGUGUGGAGCGUUCUCCUCCUCCUUCCCACUCUUCUGCUUCUGGAGAUUUCUGUUGGGGUUUAGCUUGUCGGGUGUCAUCGUCAACUGCCUAUCCCUCAACAUUGAAUGGACUCCAACCCAAUUUCGACUUCCUGUUACGAUGUGUAGUUCCUUCUGUUUCACGAUUGGUCAGGUCUUACUGGCUGGGAUUGCCUACGGCAUCAAAGAUUGGCGUUGGAUCCAGCUCUCGGUCUCUGUCCCAUUCUUCAUCUUCUUCCUUCAUUCCUGGUGGCUCUCAGAGUCGGCCCGAUGGCUCAUCGUGAACGGCAAGGAACACAUUGCUCUAAAGCAGCUGAAGAGGGUGGCGAAGAUUAACGGUCGGGAGGCAGAAGGGGAUAGACUCACUGUUGAAAUUCUCAAGGCGAGUGUGGAGAGUGACCAGCUCGCUGCCAAGAAACAGAGUGUGUUCGAUCUGUUCCGGACACCAAUAAUGCGACGGAUCACCUGUUGUACGAUGGUGGUUUGGUUUUCAACGAGCUUCGCCUAUUAUGGGCUGUCAAUCGACCUGCAAGGGUUUGGAGUUGACAUCUACCUCAUCCAGGUCAUCUUUGGAGCCGUAGACAUUCCGGCGAAAAUCGUGGCCUACCUGACGCUGAGACUGUUCGGGAGAAGAUUCACACAGGUCACCUCCCUUACCCUGGCAGGGUCCAUAGUGCUGGCAAACGCCAUUAUUCCAAAAGACUUGCAGACUGUCCGGACCUCGCUCGCUGCCUUUGGCAAGGGAUGUCUGGCAGCCGCCUUCACCUGCUGCUACCUUUAUGCCAGUGAACUUUACCCAACGGUGGUCCGGCAGACGGGAAUUGGGCUCAUAGCUACCAUGGCCCGGAUGGGUGCAAUGGUGGCGCCCAUCAUAAGAAUGAGUGGCGAUUACAUCUCCUUUUUGCCGUCUACGAUAUAUGGCGGAGUGGCUGUAAUCGCAGGAUUAACUGCCUUCUUCCUUCUGGAGACACGGAACAUCCCGUUACCAGAAACGAUCGAAGAUGUAGAGAACAGAUCCAAGAAGAAUUCUAAAAGGGUCAGCAAAUUACGUAAUGAAGAUGUCCCACUGCAGGAAGCUCAAGAGUCGCUCAUGAAACAGAGGGUUUAAACAAACCCGACGUCCCAUCCAGACACCAUCGCACCCUGUGGCUA